Neoarius graeffei (lesser salmon catfish) is the source of this 2405-nucleotide messenger RNA. RefSeq names its product mapk-regulated corepressor-interacting protein 1-like. The transcript has 4 exons. The coding region runs from base 120 to 392 and encodes 90 amino acids. The record is from RefSeq and is a predicted model, not a curated record. NCBI's taxonomy places the organism in Eukaryota, Metazoa, Chordata, Actinopteri, Siluriformes, Ariidae.
UUGUUUUGCUAAUACACCGGACUUCACUGGGCGGAUUUUUAAGCGAAGCGUUUUAUGAAAACUUCACAUCUUAAACGUCUUUAUUUAUUUGGUCAAAGUCCACACACGCAGGUUGGAGGAUGGUGCAGAACUACAAGCAGGCAUCUGGAGUGUGUUCUCCAGCCAGCACUGAGGAGUUCUUCACGCCAGCGCACGAGGAGAACGUCCGCUUCAUCCACUACACUUGGCAGUGUGUAAUGAGAGAGAUGCAGACCUUCCAGGGAACUGAAAACAGCAACAAGGGACCUCAGAAGUACGUGGAGAGAACGCCGAACCCCAGCCUGAGCUCUUUCACUCCGGUGGAUCUGAACAACGUGCGACGGCGGAACGCGCAGGACUCCAAAAAGUCUUAACGCUGACACCGUCACGGCUCACACACGGCACCACAAAGCUGUUUCGGAGUUAUUUUACUGAACUGGACUUUAAACACUGUAUGAGGCGUGUCCUGUCCCUGUGCACGAGGGCCUGCGGCCGGUAUUUACUCUUUUACACACGUUCUGUUCUGAGGUGCGUUCUAGAGGCACUGCGUUCUUCCUGUGCUUUAUUUCCUGUACGUUAAACAUUCCUCCUGCUCCGGCGUCGGCUUUUCCCUACAUCUAAUUGCUCGGAUCGGAUCAGCGUGUAACCUCCACUGAGCCGUUAAUGAUAAUGUGGGCGUGUCCCUCAGAAAACACAGCUGUCAGACACCGGAUCGUUUUACCUUCCCGUUCUUCAGCACUGAAACGUUGUUAUAUUGUUGUAAUUAUUCCAUCAUGGAAAUCUAAGUUGUUUUUUUUGUUGUUUAGCUUUUUACUUUGCUCAAAGCAACCUGAGGAACACACUUACUGACUUCCUGUUUAGUUGAACGGUAAAUGAGCGAAUAUUCAUUUUGCACUUUAAAUGAUAAAAAUAAGUCUGUACUCUCUGGUUGGUGGUUUAUUCUAGUGAUCAGUGUUUUUUUUUUUCCCCAAAAUAAAACCUGUAUCAUGUUACAUUAAGAAAGACUUGGGUUUUUUUUUUUUGCAGAAAACUUAAAACUUUGAAUCUGUUAUGAAUUUUAAAUCAAAUCAAAUGUUCUAUAAACUGACUCGGGGCGGGGCUACACAAGCAGUAUUUUUGUGAUGUCACAACGAGUCACUAGAAAUGUUUUUUUAAAGGGAACUUGAAUGCUCCUGGUGGAUAAAUCAGUCAUCGAGGACGUAAAAUUGAUGACUCCGAUACCGAAGCUCCACUCAGGUGUGCGUGGGGCGUUUUCAACUUGCAUAUUCGGGACAUCUAGGAAAUCUGGCCAAAUAAAAUCAAACACACUUUUUUCUGUAAACAUAGUCGAUCAGCUGAGACGUAUUCAUCACUAACCGCUUUGGAACAAAUUAUUCCUGGACGAUGAUGAGGAGCAGAAAUUCAGCGAACGUUAUUGACAAACAGAUCGUCGUCUUUGCUAGCUGUGCAACCAACAAUAGUUCAUUAGGAACUGCUUGUAAAUCCGCACUACUAUAAACGUUAUAUUAGUUUGUAAAAUAAGAUUGUGUCCACAUUUAAACAGAAGUGUACAGUAUUUGUUUAUUGUCUGUGUACAGAAGAGUAAAACAAAGCAGCGAUUUUUUUUUUUUUUUGUCAUUGUAAAUUGUUUAUUCCAUCACCUCAUGUUGUCUCUCCCCUGAAUGGAAACAGAAAGGAACAGACGUUACGGUGAGGUCGUGCAGCGUUUAAACACAGGCAGUGAGCGCUACUUAAAGUGUAAACGAGCCUGACAGCGAGAUCCUCACUCUUUAAACUUCCACUCCUGUCGACACAUGGGGCACUGCUGCUGCACCUGCUGCGAGUUCAGCCACUUCAGGAUGCAGUGCAUGUGGAAACAGUGUGAGCACUGACCCCACACCAGCGGGCAGUCGUCUCCGGGGACUUUACCUGCACACAGGACAACAGCAGGACAUAACGUACAGGUGCACUGAACACACACAUCCAUCCAUCCAUCCAGGCCAAAUACAGCCACCAUUUUAACACUUUACACACAGUGUGUUCUGGUCAAAGCAAGUUCAAAAAAAACAAAUCCAGUAAAGGAAAGGUGGCCUACAGUCCGGACAGCAGCCGUUGAAUGGAGCUCUGCAGAUGCCACAGUUUUCAUCAUUGGCCACCCAGAGCCAUGAGGCCACACCGUGCCACUGCUUUAUCUUCACCUUCAUCUCUGUCUGCUGGAAAUCUACAAAACACCAACAACACAGGAGGAAACUCAGAUUACAACAGGAGGACAUGUCCCAAAACCACAGCUGAACAGGAAGAAGAAACAUUCUGGAUAUGUGAAGGAAUAGAAAAAGAUAUUUUAAAUAUAUUUCAUAUUUAAAGUCACAAGGAAAGCAUGACCUUCAAUAAAUAAUACAGAAAACAAA